This is a messenger RNA of Diachasma alloeum, 3477 nucleotides long. RefSeq names its product inactive tyrosine-protein kinase 7. The transcript has 5 exons. The record is from RefSeq and is a predicted model, not a curated record. Lineage: Eukaryota; Metazoa; Arthropoda; Insecta; Hymenoptera; Braconidae. Gene Ontology annotation, molecular function: protein binding; protein kinase activity; ATP binding. The coding region runs from base 179 to 3448 and encodes 1089 amino acids. Gene Ontology annotation, cellular component: plasma membrane. Gene Ontology annotation, biological process: cell adhesion; protein phosphorylation; axon guidance.
UUCGUCUACCUCCACCGCAAUCGUUCAAUCGCAGGCCGUUGACUCUAUGAAAUAUCUACAUGUGCCAAGUUAAUUUUUCAGUGAUGUGACGGAAAAUACAAGCGCUCUUUCUCAUCUAUGUUUUUUGUAUCUUGAAAUUUCGAUUUUCGAAGACCCGAGAGGAGGGAAUUGCCGCAGAAUGAACUUGUUUCUUCCAUCCCUGAUAUUUCUACUGCUGGGAAACUUCGGUCACGGCCAGGAGGACGGUUUAUCCUUCACCGUGAGUCCCGCGGACCAUUCAGUGAUAGAGGGAUCACCCGUGCGUUUACGAUGUGAGACACAGCCCAGACUUGGUGUCAAUUAUUCAUGGAAACUCGAUGGACAGACCCUGGCACCCAGUCCACGAAGACAUCAAGUUGACAGUGAUCUCUACAUCACUCGAGUCAAUAGGAUUCUAGACAGUGGAAACUUUGUUUGUGUUGCUUAUCAUGAGCCGAGUGGAAACACUAUCGAGAGUUCACCAGCUAAAAUCGACGUGCAAUGGAUAAGUGAAGCGAGUGUUGUCCUGGAAUCACCCAAGUUUCCAUCGUUAGUGCGACUGGGUAGUGAAAUUGAAUUACGCUGUCACGUCGACGGUUCCGGAGAAAUGAAAUACGAGUGGUACAAGAAUACCCACAGCUUGGUAAUGGCUGAUGGAAGGAUUGAGACGAAAAAGAAGCGAAAAUUAUCAAUUCACAAUGCAAAUUCCCAAGACAGUGGAGUGUACACGUGCAAAGCGAAGAACGAAGCGGGCUAUUCGUUAAUUAAGGAGAGCUUUCCACUGGUAAUACCGUCGAAUGAGACAGCAACAAUAAAAGUUGUGCCCCAGAAUCUCAUAGUGAAACGCGGUGAAUCAACGUCGUUUCACUGUAUGUACGAAGAUGCUGAUAGAAUUGAGUGGUUUUUCAACGAUAAUGGCCCCCUCGUUGAUGACGAGGAACGAGUGAUUUUUGAUAAUGGCACUUUGUUGCUGCGCUCUGUUGAACAACGCGAUCAGGGUAUCUAUGCUUGUCAUGGUGUCAGGGACGAGACGAGACAGAUUUACACGGCUGAGCUUUAUAUUGCAUUCAUUAAAAACCUGACGGACGCGAGUUUCGAGCCAUCCCUGCCGAGCCAGCAGGCAAUAGUCGGCCAAGACCAGGAGCUCCAGGUCAGCUGCCUGGAGCCCCGAGGUUUACCGUCCCCCCGAAUAUUCUGGCGCGACCCCCGAGGCCACAUAAUCAGCGACAGCGGUGCAGUCCGCACCCAAGACAACACCCUGAUAAUCUCAAAAGCCCGAAGCCCCGAGGACAACGGUAACUACACCUGCGUUGCGGAGAACCUGUCAGGCACCACCGAGAUCCUCGUCCAAGUGAUCGUCUCCACCCCCUCGACCCUCCACACAUCCCCAAAGUCCUCAUCAGUAAUGGAGAGUGAUCCAGUGACGCUGUCCUGCACCUACUCCGGUCUGCCACCCCCAGUGACAUCAGCCCAAUGGCUGAAGGACUCAGAGCCCCUGAAAGAGACGGGUGGCCCCACCAGAUACAGAAUGACAAAUCACAACGGCAACGUGACCCUUCACUUCAAGUCGAUAUCCCUCUCAGACAGGGGCACCUACACCUGCGAAAUCCAGACAAAAGGCUUUCCAAGCAUCCGCUCAGAGCCAUCAGUAGUGAGUAUCCAAGAGAAACUGAAAUUCUCGCCCCCUCCUGUCGACAAAAAACUGGAAUUGAACUCCACAGCGAAGGUAUACUGCAAGGCCCAGGGCUCCACCAAUCCGACGGUAAAAUGGAUGAAAUACGGUUGCGGUGAUAAAUUCCCGGAGCACAUUCAAGACAUAAAUGGCACCCUGCACUUCAACGGUGUUGUCGAGAGUGACAAGGGCCAGUACAUCUGCAUGGCAACGAAUGCCCAGGGCUCGAUCAACCACACAAUUGACAUUGAGGUGGUGAUAGCCCCCCAGUUCAAGCGACUCCCCCAGGAUCCGACAUUUGUCCUGGAGGGAACGCCGGUUCUGCUUGAGUGUGUGGCAACGGGCAAGCCAACACCGCAGAUCCACUGGGACAAGAACUCGAAGCUUGGAAAUUUGGGGGAAAGAUCCCAAGUGCUUGGCAAUGGCUCCCUGUACAUCAGAGAGGCCUUCAUGACGGACGCCGGCCAGUACGGCUGCACAGCUGGCAACAGUGGAGGUCUCAAGCGAAUUGAAGUCCAGUUGAUAGUGAAGCCAAGAGACGAAUCGAGAUACGACAUGGACAUGGAGAACUACGAUGGCUCCAUGAUGACAAAGACAGUGACAAUAACCCUGAGUGUUGCUGCUGCCUACAUGGUCCUGGUGAUAGGUCUAAUGCUGUACUGCAGAUACAGAAGACGCAGGAGGAAGCAGCAGUACCUGCAGGAGCAGGCUGACGACAAGCUUGAGAAUGGUGACGUUCACGAGGAGCAGACAGAGCUCAAGGAGAUGAACCACAAAGGGGCGAACAGCAAGAAGAAGGACAACAGGGACUCCCACAGGAGCGAUGGUGGCGAGACAGCGCAGAGUCAGAGCAGCAAUCACUCGAGAAAGUCCAAGAGCAGUUACGACAAACUCGCGAUAUCCCGGGCCAACCUGGGGGACCUUAAGCCACUGGGUCGAGGGGAAUUUGGCGAAGUGUUCUCCACUAGGUACCAAGUGGACUCCGAGAAGGAGCAGAUUGUCAUGGUGAAGAGCCUACUCAACACCAAGGAUGAGACCGUUCUGCAGGAGUUUAAGAGGCACCUGGAUCUCUUUCACAAGUUGAAUCAUGAGAAUGUGGCGAAGUUGGUGGGUCUGUGCAGGGAGGGCGAGCCGGACUACAUGAUACUGGAGUACACAGAUUGGGGUGAGUUGAAGCAGUUUUUGGUGGCCUCGAGGAAGGAGGAGACUGGCAAUUCGACGCUGGAGGCCAAGGCCAGGGCUCCACAGCUCUCUGUCGCCCAGAUUUUGGCGCUGGCCAGUCAGGCUGCCAAUGGGCUCAAGCAUUUGGCUGAUAAUCGACUGGUGCACAAGGAUAUUGCUGCGAGAAAUUGCCUCAUUGCCAGCAAUUUGAGCCUCAAGAUAUCCAUGACCAGCAUGACUAAGGAGCCCUAUCAGCAGGAGUACACUAAACAUAAUAAUCAGGUGAUUCCACUGAGGUGGCUGCCUUACGAGGCCGUUUACGAGGACGAGUACUCGACGAAGAGUGAUGUGUACUCGUUCUCCUGUCUCGUUUGGGAGAUAUUUCAUCAGGGUGAGCUGCCCUUCAACAAAUUCAAUGAUGAGACUGUUUUGACGCUGUUGAAGGGGGGCUCCCUAGAGUGGAAGGCCCACAAGGCUGCACCACCUGCUCUCCAGGAGCUGCAGGACAAGUGCUGGUCGAAGGAUCCCAGGGAGAGACCAACCUUCGAUGAUGUUGUAUUAAAGAUUGGGGAAAUUGUGGUUGAUAGCUGUCUGUAAGUACAGGUGACCAGUGGGAAACAGGACAU